This is a messenger RNA of Paramecium tetraurelia, 489 nucleotides long. RefSeq lists its product as uncharacterized. The record is from RefSeq and is a predicted model, not a curated record. The transcript has 2 exons. NCBI's taxonomy places the organism in Eukaryota, Ciliophora, Oligohymenophorea, Peniculida, Parameciidae.
AUGGAAAAUUUAGAAAUUGCUGAUUCCGAAAAAUUUAUUGCUUACAAACUUACUUCAUCAAAAUGUUGGAAAAAACUCUUGUAGGAAUAAAUAAAUGUUGAAAAAUAAGCAAGAUCUCACAUUUCUGUAUUACUCUCCAAAUUCAAUAAAAGAGCUCUAAUACUUUAUAAUGGCUUCCUAAAAUAUGGUAAUAUCGAUGCAAAAUUAACACCAAAAUAUGAGAUUAAUAUUAAUAAUUUGGUAGAUGUAAGGUGUGAAUUCUAAAUUGAAAAGGCUCCAUAUAGAAAUCAAUUUUCUUAUGGAUAUUACUUAGGUCGUUAAAAAAACUAAGAAAUAAUUUUCUAAUUUACAUUUAAUUUUAAGAGAAAGCACUUGAGAUAUUUUAAAAAGAAUUAAUCAAUCAAAGAUAGUUAUUUUUUGGAUGAGAAAGAUGAGAAAAAUUUGGAGUGUUGGAUUUUUAAAGGAAAAUUAGAUAAAGAAUCCCAAUGA